Molecule: messenger RNA, 2079 nt
Organism: Microthlaspi erraticum
Lineage: Eukaryota; Viridiplantae; Streptophyta; Magnoliopsida; Brassicales; Brassicaceae
Source: the annotation of a GenBank genome assembly
AUGCCACCAAAUCCUUACAACCACUCUGAAACUUUCCUUGUUUCCCGUAUUGUUUCGGAUGCUGCUGACUUGAAGAACCUUGAUCCUUCGGAAGCAGAUGCCACACUUGCUGCAGCGGAAGCUGGUGGGAAGGAUGAAUGCCACCAAAUCCUUACAACCACUCUGAAGUGCCUAAAACCAAUCAUUGGCCUCACCUGUAUAUUCCAAAUCAAGUUGAAAGACUACAAUUUUACUGCAACUCCUCAGACUUUCCUUGUUUCCCGUAUUGUUUCGGAUGCUGCUGAGUUGGAGAACCUUGAUCCUUCGGAAGCAGAUGCCACACUUGCUGCAGCGGAAGCUGGUGGGAAGGAUGAAUGCCACCAAAUCCUUACAACCACUCUGAAGUGCCUAAAACCAAUCAUUGGCCUCACCUGUAUAUUCCAAAUCAAGUUGAAAGACUACAAUUUUACUGCAACUCCCCAGACUUUCCUUGUUUCCCGUAUUGUUUCGGAUGCUGCUGACUUGGAGAACCUUGAUCCUUCGGAAGCAGAUGCCACACUUGCUGCAGCGGAAACUUUCCUUGUUUCCCGUAUUGUUUCGGAUGCUGCUGACUUGGAGAACCAUGAUCCUUCGGAAGCAGAUGCCAUACUUGCUGCAGCGGAAAGCCUAGACGGUUUUAGGACUGUUAGGCUAGUUAGUAUCAUCCCCUUCAGCUACAAGAGAUUCCGCAAGGUUGUGGCGCGAGAGGGCGCGGUGCUUGAGGCCGUGGUGGCAGAGCUAGAGCCGUGGAGGCCGGGGCCGAGAUUGUGGACUUCGGCGGAUUCGGGAGAGAGUGUGGUGCCUGAGUGUGGCGACUGCGUCGGUGACCCAGUCGUUAUUGGCUCGUUUUCCGCACCACAGGGGGCUCCGGGAGUACCUCCAGUGGCAGAGGCGCAGCAGGGCUGCGGGUUUGUUCAGCAGGCUGCGGGUUUGGUGUGUCCGCCUUAUCUGGAUAUGAUGGGGCACAUGCAGAGGAUUGGUACGCCGUCUUUGAGGGCGGAGUUAGCCAGAGGAGGCAGAUGGUGGCGUGAGAUUGGAGCGGAAUUUCCAGUCUAUCAGAUGUUUUGGAGUACCAGGACCUUGUUAGUGGGCGGUUUUGAGUCCCACGUUUUAUUCGACUCUGGAGCAUCGAAUUGCUUCAUUACACCGGAGCGUGCCGAGAAGAGUGGCAUCCGGAGUAGCGCGGGCGAGAGCGCGGGCAUGGUCAAGGUGGCGGGAGGUGGAUUCUUGUCUACUUUGGGCCGUGCUAGAGGAGUCGAGAUCGAGAUUGCGGGGCAGUCAAUGCCAGCAGACUUAGUCAUCAGUCCGGUGGAGCUGUAUGAUGUUAUUCUCGGGAUGGACUGGUUGUCACACUACAGAGUUCAUCUGGAUUGCUACAGAGGUAGAGUGGUCGAGCGAGAUGCAGGGAGGUUGGUUUAUCAGGGAGUGAGACCGACUUCCGGGAGUAUUGUGAUAUCUGCUAUUCAGGCCGAGCAGUUGUUAGAGCGGGGUUGUGAGGCGUAUCUGGCGACGAUUUCUAUGUCUGAGUCAGGAGCUGGAGUUGUUAUGGGAGAUAUUGAGGUUGUCCAGGAUUUUGAGGAUGUCUUUCAGUCAUUGAAGGGAUUACCACCAUCUCGGUCUGAUCCUUUCACGAUUGAGUUAGAGCCGGGGACAGCACCGAUAUCGAAGACGCCUUACAGGAUGGCGCCAGCUGAGUUGGCAGAGCUGAAGAAGCAGAUAGAGGACCUUUUGUCUAAGGGGUUCAUUCGACCGAGUGUUUCACCUGUGGGAGCACCAGUGUUGUUUGUGAAGAAGAAGGAUGGGAGUUUCAGACUUUGUAUCGAUUACAGAGGUCUUAACCGAGUCACUGUGAAGAACAGGUACCCACUCCCGAGGAUUGAUGAGUUGUUGGAUCAGUUGAGGGGUGCUACUUGGUUCUCCAAGAUUGACUUGGCGUCGGGUUAUCAUCAGAUCCCGAUAGAUGAGGCAGAUGUCAGGAAGACUGCUUUCAGGACGCGUUAUGGGCAUUUUGAGUUUGUGGUUAUGCCUUUCGGUUUGACUAAUGUGCCGGUAACCUUCUGA